Dermacentor silvarum is the source of this 3641-nucleotide messenger RNA. It is a transcript of the gene stmA, whose product is annotated as protein EFR3 homolog B. The record is from RefSeq and is a predicted model, not a curated record. Gene Ontology annotation, biological process: protein localization to plasma membrane. Gene Ontology annotation, cellular component: plasma membrane. Lineage: Eukaryota; Metazoa; Arthropoda; Arachnida; Ixodida; Ixodidae. Bases 912 to 3581 code for a protein of 889 amino acids. The transcript has 17 exons.
CUUGUGGGAAAACGGCGGCCCUUGCUUUCGGGUAGCAGACAGCGGCGCAGUGCAAGCGCUGAUGGUGGAUACCGCGUCUUCGCGGAGUUGCCUCGAUUUAAAAGCCCAUGGGCGCUCGAGUUUCCGUGCCGUCGGGAGCCAUUGGUCCGCGCCCCGGAGCGGUGUUUAUUAUUUUUUUUUCCUUGCCGAGUUUCGCUCAGCGCGUCCGCUGCCUGCGCAGCCGUGGUAUCGGGUCGAUACGCGGACGGAGGAGAGAGCUCGCUUGCCGCCGCAUUGGGAACCGCAUCGCAUUCGGUGUGCCGCCGGCGGGGGAUCCUGUGUCCUUUUAAGGGGGUCCCAAAGGUCGUGCCUUAACGGCUCCAGCUGAGGCAUCGUCGUCGCCCGCGGUUCUCGCCAUGCUUACCCCCGUCCGACGAUGCAUCGCCUUCCGAUCGGGACGCGGCGACGAGAUCGCUGCUGGCGAGGCCUCACAGCCUCUCUGCGUGUUUGCGUCCUUACGGGCAGUCUGGAGCUUCGGCCGACUUCUCGGUUGAGCGCGCGGCUAUGCGACUCGACGCGCCGUAGUGGUCCGUAGUUUGUUGUUUGGCGCGGUGUGUCUGCGGUCGACCAUCGUUAGUAGCUGGGCGCUGCUUGCAGUGACCGCCAUGUAGCCCCGUAGUGAUGUAGCUGCAGCAAGCAGUUGUUUUUCCACAUUUCGAUUUGGUGCACCUUCCCAUAGAAAAAGGGCAGCUCAAGAGACGUUCUCUCCGGCGGCAAGAACACACGCCUUCCGUAUACUCCACCAUAGCAAUCCUCCUCCUUGUUGACCGAGUUCUGCGAGAGAAGCAUAGUUUCUGCAUGUUAGAGUUUCUCUACCCUCCUCCCACAAAGCACUUGACUGCUAUAGCCGCUCUCAGCUGACUCGAAGCAGCAUGUCCUUCUUGACUCCAAGUUUGCGCUGGUGUAUGGAAAGCCAGUGGGUUGGCUCCAUCCUCAAGCAGUGCGAACAACAUGACUGUUGCUGUGGAUGUUGUGCGGCACUGCGGCCCCGCUACAAGCGGUUGGUGGAUAAUAUCUUCCCUGCCAACCCUGAAGAUGGCCUCGUGCGCAACAACAUGGAGAAGCUCACAUUCUAUGCGCUCUCCUCACCUGAGAAGCUGGACCGCAUCGGCGAAUACUUGGCACUACGGGUGUCACGUGACAUCUCGCGCCACCGGCUCAAGUAUGUCGAGAUCUCCAUGGAGGCCAUGGACCAGCUGCUUGUUGCCUGCCACGCCCAGAGUCUCAACUUGUUUGUCGAGAGCUUCCUCAAGAUGGUGCAGCGCCUGCUAGAGUGUCAGAACCCAGACCUCCAGCUGCUCGCCACUCAAUCGUUUGUUAGGUUUGCCAACAUAGAAGAGGACACACCGUCGUAUCAUCGACGCUAUGACUUCUUUGUGUCCAAGUUUUCCUCCCUCUGCCACGACAACAACUCAGAUGUGGAGCUGAGAAAACAGCUGCGUCUAGCAGGACUUCGGGGACUACAAGGAGUGGUGCGGAAGACGGUCAGUGACGAUCUCCAGGUGAACAUCUGGGACGAAACCCACAUGGAGAAGAUUGUGCCUUCGCUGCUGUUCAACAUGCAGGAUGCCAACUUAGAAAAGACAAGAACGCCGUCUGUUCACUCGCAGCAAGAAAGUGGGGAAGGCGGCGGCACUGCCCAGACAAGUGCGCGGGCUUCGGAGACGCCAGAUAGCCCCCAAGUGGAGACACCCGUCACCUUGGCCGAGAACUGCUUCCGAGAAGUCAUGGGGCGAGCCACAUACGGUCACAUUGCAUCUGUCAUCAAGCCAGUCUUGAAGCACCUGGACAACCACCAGCUCUGGGUACCCAACACCUUCUCUGUGUACACAUUCAAGAUCAUCAUGUACUCCAUACAGGCAAGUUACUCGUAUGCGGUGAUCCAAAUCCUGAUGAACCACCUGGAUGAGAUGUACCGAAUUGAAACUGGUGCCAGCACUGCUGACGAGACUGACCAGGACCAGGGCACAGCCAUCUCCAAGGGCCCCAAGGUCCGCACGGGCAUCGUCAAGGUGCUCUUCCACAUUGUCACCAUUGCAGCCGGAGAAAGUGUCGGGCCCUCUGUCCUCGAAGUGUUCCACUCACUGCUGAAUCACCUGCGGCAUUCGAUCACCAUCCGCAGCUCAGACGGGAGUGACAUUGAGGAUGAGCGUGAGUUCCAGGAGGCGGUGAUUGCUACAUUGGGCGAGUUUGCCAACAACUUGCCCGACUACCAGAAGAUCGAGAUCAUGAUGUUCAUUCUGGGCAAGGUGCCCGCACCUCAGGGCCCCGAUGAUGUCUUUGAUGCCCACGACGGCCACGCAGCACCCAGCCUCCAGGACAACUCGGAGGUCUUGCUGCAGCACAUCAUGCUCAAGUCACUUUUCACGGUGGGCCAAAAAUAUCGGCCAGUGCAGCUGAGCCAGGCAUUUCCGACAGCAUUCCUGCAGUCCCUGUUGCGCAUGUCGCUGGCCAGGGAUCCCUCCGUGCGCCUCUUGGUGCAGAACAUCCUUCACACGCUGCUGGACCGGCACCAGAACCUGCCGCAGCUGAGCGUCAUGCCAAACUGCCUGGACCCAGUGGGUGAGCUGCACGUAGAGAAGUGCUCGCGGCAGGACACAGUGUUCAUGAAGAAGAAUGGCCCGGACUUGCUGAGCCACAUCUACGAGAAUGCUCAGCUGCCUAACAACCUGCCUGGAAACUUCCAGGCCCUCUACACAACAUUGGCUCUGCUGUGUGUUGAGCUUGGCAGUGAAGAUGUGCUCAUCGAGCUGCUACGACUCAUGUUUGCCAUACAGGACCUGCCCAGCAGCGGGUUGGUGAGCAUGAGUGGCACCCAUAUGGCAUCCCUGUACGCCCUGGUGGCCGCCUUCAUGUUCCUCGCUGGACAGCUCACCUCCAUUCCUUCUUUAUGCAGUCACGUCACUGAGGUAAUCAAGGUGCGAAGAGAACGUACACCACAGUUGUUGCCCCAGGGCCCACCCCUCACGGGGCCACUGGGCCAGGUACCAGAGCAGGCACUCUUCGACCGUAACGUAGUUGCCGAGGCCCUGCGUAGUACAGGGCAUGACCCUUCGAAGCUGUUUACCCCGUAUGCACCACGUCACUCCAGUGUUCCGGGAGGGGAGGCCAACGUAACGCGGAGCGUGAGCGACCUGAACUCAAACAACAUUGAAGUGGCCAGUGUCAACUCCUCUCCUGGCUUCAUUCGAAAGCAUCCCGAGGAGGAGAUAACGGUGGAGGCCCUGAAGAAGAUGAUGCAGGAGCCGAUGGACACACAACAGGUGGCCGAGGAGCAGCGCUACAAGGUGCUUGAGCGGUUCCGCAGCACACCCUUCCUCGAGCUGCUGUCAAGUGCACAGCAGCACCACCAGGCUAUUGACCUUCAAGGCAAGCUGAAGGAAAUCCUGGGCAAGCUGCCAGGUCCCAUGGCUGGCCAGACUUCUACAGGCAGGCACACUGGCACGACAGCUGGUCAGCAUGCGCUAAAUGCCCAUCUGGCUCAGGAGUCCCACACAGCCCCAGUGUACGAGAUCAACUUCCCUGAGCUUUUUGUCUUCUAGUUCUCAUAUUGAUGGGGGCAUUCUCCCACGUAUGGUGCAAUAAAAGAGUCUGUUUUCUUG